AAUAUAUUAAUAAUAAGUAUUAUAAAAAUUAGCUUUAGCCUAAGUAAAGAGAUUAUUACCCUAAGUAUAGUAAAAAUAGAGACGUAUUUUAGAACGAUAACUUUUUAUAUUUUAUUUAUUAAUACCCUAUUUCUCUUAUAUUUAAAAAAUAUAGAUCGACUAGGUAUUAUAUUUAAUAAUAUAAAGAAUAAAAUCUUUAGUAAUAAGUAUUUUAAAAUAGUCGAACGACGAUAG
Messenger RNA from Colletotrichum costaricense, 234 nucleotides. RefSeq lists its product as uncharacterized. The record is from RefSeq and is a predicted model, not a curated record. The transcript has a single exon. Lineage: Eukaryota; Fungi; Ascomycota; Sordariomycetes; Glomerellales; Glomerellaceae. The annotation marks the transcript as partial.